Molecule: messenger RNA, 1024 nt
Organism: Sitophilus oryzae (rice weevil)
Lineage: Eukaryota; Metazoa; Arthropoda; Insecta; Coleoptera; Curculionidae
Product: laccase-5-like
Exons: 5
Biological process (GO): iron ion transport
Cellular component (GO): plasma membrane
Molecular function (GO): copper ion binding; oxidoreductase activity
Source: RefSeq, a predicted model, not a curated record
AUGGAUAACUUACUUUCAUUAAUGUUUAACAUUCAGUCUCUAAAACUGUUUGUAAAACAAAUUAAUUCCCUAAACAAGGGCACCGAAAGUAACAACACUAAACACGUUUCCAUGCCAGAACUAAGUUCACUGGAUAGUUGGGACUCCAGACUGAAAGUUGAUCCAGAUGUCCAAAUCUAUCUAGCAUACGACUUUUAUACCAUAGAUAAUAAGUACUUUCACAGAGAAGGAUAUGAAUUUAAUAACGUUACCUCUAGUUUAAAUCAACUUUUGACUCCUCAAAUCAAUCAUAUUUCUAUGGAAAUACCAUCGUUUUCUUUGCUGUCCCAAAGAGAUGAGAUACCAAAAAAUAUGUUUUGUAACAACGAUACCAUCAAAGAUCAGGAUUGUGCGAAUUCUCACUGUGAAUGUCCUCAUGGAUACCAGAUUCCUUUGAAUGCUGUUGUGGAAUUGGUGAUCAUCGAUGAAGGAUUUGCCUAUGACGCUAAUCAUCCCCUCCACUUACACGGUUACGCUUUCAGGGUGGUAGCCAUGGAGAGACUAGGAAGAAACGUUACAGUAGAUGAAGUGAAGAAAAGAGAUAGCGACGGUUACAUCAAAAGAAACUUGAUUAAUGCUCCUAUUAAGGAUACUGUGAACGUCCCCGAUGGAGGAUAUACUAUUGUUCGGUUUAAAGCUGACAACCCUGGUUAUUGGAUAUUCCACUGCCACAUCGAGUUCCAUGCGGAGGUAGGCAUGGCUCUGGUCUUUCAAGUUGGGGAAAAUGGUCAAAUGCCCCCUGUGCCUAAGGGAUUCCCUACGUGCGGAAAUUAUUUGCCAGAAGUAAGUUGUAACCCUAGAUCAUAUAUACUUACGUGGAUAAAUCAACACCAUAAGUUUAGCAUUAAAAAUUAUGUCUCCAACAUCACGACAUGCCAUUUUCAAACCUUCUUUAUUGUACUUAUGGAACGUUCAAUAGGUUUGUCUUUCUCGAGGACCUUACUUUGCGCAUGCGUAUUAAAAGUUGCAAGUAUCUCCAAAAUAA